Molecule: messenger RNA, 790 nt
Organism: Hermetia illucens (black soldier fly)
Lineage: Eukaryota; Metazoa; Arthropoda; Insecta; Diptera; Stratiomyidae
Product: farnesol dehydrogenase-like
Exons: 3
Coding region: 38-790 (250 amino acids)
Source: RefSeq, a predicted model, not a curated record
GCAACUUUUAUGUUGAUAAUUUCUUAAAUCAUAUCAAAUGGAUCGCUGGUACAAUAAAGUUGCCGUCGUAACAGGAGCGAGUUCAGGCAUUGGACAAGUAGUCGCGGCAGAUUUGGUUAAACAUGAUUUUAGAGUGGUUGCCUUGGCACGGCGAACAGACCGACUUCUGGAAAAUAAACUGGCCCUUCAGGACACCCUUCGAGCGCGCUACCAUAUUGUGAAUUGCAAUGUUACGAAUGAAGAGGAAGUGAAAUGCACCUUUGAGUGGAUCGAAAAAACCCUAGGAGGCACUGACGUGCUCAUCAACAAUGCUGGAAUCAUCUGCCGUGGUACAAAUUUAAGUAGUCUUGACAGCACUAAACCUGCUCGUGAUACACUGGACACUAAUGUUAUGGGUGUUUUCUAUUGUGUUCGGGAGGCGUUUAAUUCCAUGAAAAAGCGUAAUUUUGAUGGUCAUGUUGUCAUUGUGAAUAGCAUUGGUGGACAUAAAGUUCCUAUAAUACCUGGAAUUUCGUAUAAUAUGUAUUGUGCAACGAAGUAUGCAGUGACUGCUAUGGUUGAAACCUACCGUCAGGAGUUCGCGGAUGCUGGAACUAAAGUUAAAGUGACGAGUAUCAGCCCUGGCAUAGUUGACACAGAAAUAAUUAGGAACAAGGAAGCAAUGAAAAACGCCGGGGUUCCUUUUUUGAAUCCUGAAGAUGUCUCCAACGCUAUUUUAUAUGUUUUGGGUACGCCUCCGCAUGUUCAAGUGCACGAAUUGAUGAUAAAACCUGUGGGGGAGACGUUUUAA